Messenger RNA from Oncorhynchus masou masou (cherry salmon), 3966 nucleotides. RefSeq lists its product as uncharacterized. The coding region runs from base 547 to 2196 and encodes 549 amino acids. Gene Ontology annotation, cellular component: nucleus; cytoplasm. Gene Ontology annotation, molecular function: L-ascorbic acid binding; ferrous iron binding; peptidyl-proline 4-dioxygenase activity. The record is from RefSeq and is a predicted model, not a curated record. The transcript is spliced from 6 exons. Gene Ontology annotation, biological process: peptidyl-proline hydroxylation to 4-hydroxy-L-proline; cellular response to hypoxia. NCBI's taxonomy places the organism in Eukaryota, Metazoa, Chordata, Actinopteri, Salmoniformes, Salmonidae.
GCGAGGCAGGAGAGAUAGAGGGAGUUACUAGCGGAGGAUCGGCGGGGGAAUGGAGCGUACUUUUUGUUGAUUGAGGGGGACCUACCGUUUCUCCCGCGGCAGAAGCGGUAGUUCCCUCCCCAGGACAAGCAUCAGUUUCCAAAUGUAACACCGGGUGGUGGACAUAUAUGGAUAUUUAUAGGUUAAACAAAGAAAUGUGUCUAGAACAUCACCAAGACAAUCCCGGAAAUAACAGACAUACCCUCAGCUGAUCACGUAGGCUACGUUGCUGGAAGCUUUGUGUUACUGAUAGAAACGUUUCAAGCUUCUGAAUACCAGAAAACAUUUCAAUCGAAGACAAAUGUGAAACCAUUUAAAGAAAAAUCAUGAAUGAAAGAAAAACGGUGGCAAGGAGACUUUUUAAUAUGAAACUUCCCACAACUGUGGCACCGCUCCUCUCUCGCAGCCUAGGCAGUUGUGCUGCACUCUCGCUCUCGCACGGUGGCUCCCGUAAAAAAUGAGGCGAGGACGUGGGCUACGUGCGCAUCUAGCACUAGACGAGAUGAAAUGGAGAGCUUGGAACACACGGACCUUUUAAAUCCAAGCUCUUCCCACGGACACAACAGUUUUACAGCCUCCGGCGAGAGAGUGAGAAACGGUGAGCACAUAUUUGGAGCUGCCGAGUUUCAACCUUUCCAAACCAACAUGGGACUCAAUGGACUAAACGGCUACUGCCAGGGCAUAGCGCCGGUUGGGAGCGCCACGGCCGCGGAAUUACUGUCUGGUCUGGCUUCAAAAACAAGCACUUCCAGCAUCACGGUUUUAAAGAAACAGACGAAUACUGGGCUGCCGUUCUAUAACGGUGGGAUUGUGUCUCAGUUCGCAACCAUUGAGGGCAGCCACAGUGGUCCCAACGGCUACCCUCCGCAAGUGAAAGGGGUGGGGGAGACACCCAAUGGCCUUGCGCAACCCCUAGGCAGCAGAGCACGCCUCGUGGAGAAUGGGGACAGAACACAACAUGAGAAAUGCAUUCUUCUGGUGAAGAGGCCCAAUGGUGACCCGCAGGUCAAACAGCUGCACCAUCGGAAGCGGAGAGGUGAGGAGAACCGGGACAUGGGUUCUGAGACGCCCAAAGGUUGUGCCUUAUCAGUGGGUUCAGGUUUAGGUACUCUAGGUAUGAUGGCCUAUGGACCAGGUGAGUCGAUAACCCCGGACUGCAAAAGGAGACGAGUGUCGGAGAGCGAAGUUCACAAAGCGGAGCCCUCCAAACCCGGCAAGGCUGUCCUCCCUCUUGCUGCCAACGGCGACAGCAGCAUCAACAAUAACCAUAGCAACCUCAACCACUGCGCCACCCCUCACCCCUCUUUGCCUGACCCUCACAACAACAAGCUGCACCACAAUGUACACAAGGUGAUGCUGCUGGGCCCCGGGGUUGUUCAAGGCCAGAUGUCCCCGGUGGAGGCCAACAGCAUCCAGUCUCUACCGUUACCGGCCGGGGUGGGCUGGUCGGCGGAGAGUAUCGCCCAGCAGUACAUCGUGCCCUGCCUGACUUCCUAUGGUAUCUGUGUGAAGGACAGUUUCCUGGGGCCACGGCUGGGUGAGUCGGUGCUGGGCGAGGUGGAGAGUCUGAACCGCAGCGGGAAGUUCCGGGGGGGUCAGCUGGUCAGCCAGAGGAGCAUCCCCUCACGGAAUAUCCGUGGAGACCAGAUCGCCUGGGUGGAGGGGCACGAGCCGGGUUGCGAGGGCAUCGCCAUGCUGAUGGCACACAUCGACGAGGCCGUGAUGCACAGUGCUGCCAACGGGCAGCUGGGGGACUGUGUCAUCAAUGGACGCACCAAGGCUAUGGUGGCCUGUUACCCAGGUAACGGCACAGGGUACAUCCGUCACGUGGACAACCCUAACGGUGACGGCCGCUGCAUCACCUGCAUUUACUAUCUCAACAAGAACUGGGAUGUCAAGGUUCAAGGAGGUUUGCUGCAGAUCUAUCCAGAGGGGAAGAGUGUGGUGGCCAACAUAGAACCGCUGUUUGACCGUCUGCUCAUCUUCUGGUCCGACCGCAGGAACCCACACGAGGUUAAGCCGGCCUACGCUACACGCUAUGCCAUCACUGUCUGGUACUUUGAUGCCAAGGAGAGGGCCGAGGCCAGAGAGAAGUACAGAUUGGCAACUGGACAGAAAGGUGUUCAAGUGCCCGUCACUCAAAACAACAAAACCUAAAUCCUAAACCAAUCUCUUUAUUGGUUGAGAGGAGAUACGGCAGCAUCUGAUUGGGCAGUUGAGGGAAAGAGGGCGGAGAUAGAACACAGUGGACUCAGUUGGCGAAUGGAGCGAGGCAGGGUCAGAUUGACUCAGGUGGCAUAAGGGCCAAAGAGGAUGAAGAUGACUCCUCUUCAUCAGAUAAUUCAAAAAUUCUUUAAGGACAACAAACUGAAUGGACAGACUCUUGUUUUUGCCUUAUCAAUAAUCAGCGCUAUUAUAAUAUAAUCAGAAAGCAAUCUUCUCUGCUCUCUAACAUACAAUAGACAUUUCUCCAAUCAAAAAGCAGGCCUAAGGAGACAGGAGCACCAUCUGCGGCGUCGGAGGAAUACGAUUGCAUCUGUUUUUCAGGGGAAACUGAAAAAGAGCUUUUGGACAUUAACAAGACGAUACUCCAUCUUAACUCCACCUUCACAUUUACUAGAUUGGUUCAACAGUGCAGAAGAGAACCUCGCCAUGUAGUUCUCUCAUCAGGUUAAGACAGCUAGGGAAAUGUGAUUGGAGGUCCUGACUUUCACACACAUCGUGACACAUCCAGUGUGUUGCCUCAGCUACACCCAGCCAUCAGUCAACAACGCACCAUUAAAGAGGAAGUGACCUCACAGGAAAUGGUCCUUUACAUAUCACACAGUAGUGUGACAUUCUGCUAUCCCAGCAUUCAUGUUGUUGGAGACCCUGUUAGGGAAUCCACCUGCCACCAGUGUACAGAGAAAACUGAAGACUCUUUAUCGCAGAGAAACACAGACUCUUUAACUCAACUAGUCAACAGAAAAAAAAUCAAUGAUGUUCAUUCAGUCAGUGAGAAAGGAGUGUGUAAUGUCAGAAAGCAAUGUAAUACAAUUCCAAGAGCGUGUUUUUGUUUGUGAACGUUUUUGAAGACGACACCUAAACAAAGGUCGGUCGAAGGCAGGUCGAAACAGGGUUUGCUGAAUGUUAUAGUGUGUGUGUGUGAAAAUGUACUGUACAAGCAACCCUGUUACUAGUACCUUGGUGGUCCCAGUUGCACCUGUAAGACCCACCCCUCCCUAUACGGAGACUAGAGGCUGCAUCAGCACCAUCAUCACCUCCAGUGCAUUCUGGUCAACUCAAACAUACAAUAGAUUGGACACGGUUCACCACAACAUCUGAAUCUAACCUGACCCCAGACCCUCAGUCAACCUUGUUAUACUCCACAGAAGCAAAUGUUAAUGCACAGAAGGGUCUGUGUGAAACUACUGCAGUGUCUGUCUGUCUAACUAUACUUGUGGGGACUAGAAGUCUCCACAAGAAUGGUAAAUAAACAAAAAGUCUCCACAAGAAUGGUAAGUAAACGAUAAGUCUCCACAAGAAUGGUAAAUAAACAAAAAUUUAACUGUGGACACUUUAGUUUGUCUCUACAAGGAAAAAGUAUAUUUCUAUGGGGUUUAGUGUUAAGGAAAAUAUGAUUUUGAAUGGGAAUCAAUUGUACCCCCCAACAAGGUUAGUUGUAUGUGUGUGUGUGUGUGUGUCUGGCCUUGAAUUGGGGUGGGGAUGCGCUUGUGUGUGUGAGACAGACUGGGUAAGAGAGAAGUAAAAAUAUGACUUUUCAGAAAUGCUAUCUGUGAAUGAUCAGUGUAAAUUUAGAAACAAACUGCUUUUAUGCUGUGGAUAAUAUGGUUGAGAUGCAAUAGUGACUAAAACAAUGAGAACAAAAAAAUGUUGUUUUUUCAGAAAUUUUGCAUUAUUGAAUUAAAAUGUGUUUUUGUACAAGAA